This is a messenger RNA of Lachancea dasiensis, 1701 nucleotides long. NCBI's taxonomy places the organism in Eukaryota, Fungi, Ascomycota, Saccharomycetes, Saccharomycetales, Saccharomycetaceae. The record is from the annotation of a GenBank genome assembly.
AUGGAAUUUAAACAACUUACCAAGGUAGAUCCUGCCGAGACUCUCCCCAGAGGAUCCCCUAAGAGUGACCUGAGUGUUAAAAGUCUCAUAGAUACCAUAAACAAUCUCGACAUUGGCAACGCUGGUUGUACGUCACCUAACAGAGAAAGCAAAAUGUUGACCUAUGAGGAAGCGAUAGCCAAAAAUCCAGACAUUAGCCAAAAAUUUCUCUUUGAGCUCAGCUAUAAGAUCAAAUUAAGAGACUUUCACUUGCGUUGUGGGUCAUGGAAUGAUGAAAUUCCGCUUGGAAUAUCAAGCAUUCAAGAGAGCCAAAUUCUCUCCUUGGACUGGACGUUUUCUGCUGAAAAGAAGGCAUUCAGGACUCACCUUUCUGGAAAGGGCAAUGGUAGUAACAUUCUGUCGCAAAUGUUUACUCUUGAUGAGGGACCAAAACAGUUUGAUGACAACUCGUUUCUCACUGCCCUCGUUAUCGCUUUGGAGAAAAACUGGAUUAUUUGGCAUUUGCCUUGUGCUCGACCUAAAUUACUUGCGGGGCCAUUAUUCAUACCCGCACCUCCACACUACGAAUUGCCAAACGUGGCGUUUGAGUUUAAACCUUGGGGCUCCUAUAAAAAUUAUUGUGGAUUGGGGUAUAAUUUAUACAAUUUGAUUAGAGAUCGGCUCAAGCUUUCUUUUGGUAUGUCGGAGCAGAGCCCGGGUUUAUUUUUAAACAAUGACGGGAACUUUAAAGGCAUUCUGUGUUUACUAAACCACGAAAUAUUAUUGAUGGGUUGUCGUGCAGACAAAAUGUUCGAUAUCAAGUCGAAUCUGACAGAAGUUUUGGAACAUACCAAGGGAAACGAGGGUUGGCAGAUAAUAGGGAAUGAGCAUCGACUGUACCGCAUAUACUCUAUGGAUAUUCAAUAUGAGCGUGGGGUAUGCAUGGAACUGGGUAUGAAAAGUGAAAUUGAAGAGUUUUCGAGUUUACUGCAAAUUCCGAUGGGAAGGCAUAUCAAGAGCGGUAACUCACAGCAUUACAAGGUAUACCAUUCGCUAAACUGGGCCCAAGAUCGGCGGUACUUGAACGAAGCAAAAGCCUUUCUGAAGGAAGUCAGCGGAAAAUGCAGAUUUGACAUCGCCUACUUUGUCAGCGUGAUGGAUACAAUCCAAGAAAGUGAGUCGAUAGCACCAAUCAAGUUCUUCAUAAAAUACUUACUAGAAAGCAAGGAACUGUUUUUGAAAUGGAAACGGCACAAACACCGUCGGGUCAUGACCGUCGAUGUGCAGACAGACGCUUCUCUCAAAUCGCAUCACGCCCAUAUCGGGUUCAACGUUGAUCUUAAUAACAACGCCAUUUCGGUAUUUUCUGGGGCUAUAAGUGGGGCGUGUCCUUCUGCGAAUGAAGCAGAGCUACUAGCCAUUAUAAGGUCUAGGAAACGAUUGCGGGAGGUCAAAAACAUUUUACACCUACUUGACUUUCGAGUGAGAGAAAGAGUUAUCACAGACAGUUUAGCGGCAGUAGCUCUUCUAGCACAAUCUUGGGAUUUACCACGCUCUGCGCGUAGCUUAAGAAGAGAAUACGUUGAUGGGGAACUCAAAAUUUUGUAUAUUCGCUCUGGCGACAACUUCGCAGAUCUGUUGACUAAACGAAUUGGUGGCGCGCACCUGAAUUCGUUGCUAGCCCAACAUUUUGAGCGGCGGAGCACUGCACUACAAAACUAA